Messenger RNA from Fimicolochytrium jonesii, 1929 nucleotides. RefSeq names its product streptomycin biosynthesis protein StrI. Bases 190 to 1536 code for a protein of 448 amino acids. The transcript has 4 exons. Gene Ontology annotation, molecular function: nucleotide binding. The record is from RefSeq and is a predicted model, not a curated record. Lineage: Eukaryota; Fungi; Chytridiomycota; Chytridiomycetes; Spizellomycetales; Powellomycetaceae.
GGGAGUACAUACAUAACAGCCAUUGACAGCCCCUUCUCUGUGUGCAUCCCACGCUCAGCACCCCAGAAUCUCUUUGCAAGGUCCUUUGGCAACCCAACCCCCCUCCUUCCUCUGGCCUUUCCCAAGUUAGCCUCCACCCGCAACACCGUUAAGCCCGUCUUCACCUGAGCGGGGGAAACUUGCGCCACGAUGCAACGCGUAGCUAGAGCCGCCAUCACCGGCAGACCGGUCUCGAUCGCGGUCGUUGGGGCUGGCGAGCGUGGGAAGAUCUACGCCGGCUUUGCCCUCGAAAACCCCCACCUCCUCCGCGUCGUUGCCAUCGCUGAGCCCUCCCCACGUCGUCGGGAAGCCUUCCUCAAACGACACCCCGAGAUACCGCCUACCAACGUAUUUUCAGAUUGGCGGGAUAUGAUCAAAAAGGAGAAGUUGAGUGAUGCGGUGGCGAUAUGUAUGCUGGAUCAGAUGCAUGCGGAGAGUGUGUGUGCGUUUGCGGAACGGGGCUAUGAUGUGCUUUGUGAGAAGCCGAUGGCGAUUUCGCCGCGGGAUUGUGCGGACAUCGUGAGGAGUGUGUUGAAGAAUGGGGUUAUUUUUGCCGUCUGCCACGUAUUACGCUACAGCCCAUACAACCGGGCACUGAAACGACUCCUGGACUCGAACGCGGUCGGCGAGAUUGUGAAUAUCGUGCAUGUGGAACCUGUAGGGUGGUGGCAUUUUGCGCAUUCGUAUGUUCGAGGGAACUGGGCGAGGGAGGAUCAGGCGACAUUUUCAUUGAUGGCCAAGUCUUGCCACGACCUGGACAUAAUCUGCCACUACAUGACCCCCACCAACCCGCCCACCCGCGUAAGCAGCUUCGGCCGGCUAACCCACUUCACCCGUUCCCAAAAACCCGCCGAAGCCGGCACAGCCACCCGCUGCGUCUCCUGCGCCUACGAACCCUCCUGCCCCUACUCCGCCCCGAAAGUCUAUCUCGACCCCGCAAAACAAGACGAUAGGAACUGGCCCUCCUCGGUCGUCUGCGGCGGUGGUGAAGUCGCUGUGGACGUCGAAUCUAUCACCCAGGCUCUGCAGACGGGACCGUAUGGGCUGUGUGUGUAUGAAUGCGAUAACGACGUAUGCGACCACCAAGUCGUCAAUGUGGAAUUCGCUAACGGCGCCACCGCGAGUUUCACCAUGGUCGCGUUCACGGAACGUAUAUGCGAAAGGCAGACACGGAUCCACGGCACGCGUGGCGAAAUUGUCGGUGACUCCCUCACCAUAAAACACACCGAUUUCACCACCGGAAAAACAGUGGUUAUCGACCCGGGAACGGAGAUUGACGGCGUAAGCGGCGGCGGCAGCGGACACGGGGGCGGAGAUUACGGGCUGAUUGCGACGUUUGUGGAGGCGGUGAAGAGGGGGGAUCCGGGGGUGUUGGGGUGCUCGCCGAAGCAGGCCCUUGUUUCGCAUGCGCUUGUGUUUGCAGCGGAGGAGGCGAGGAAGGCGGGGACGGUUGUGAAUGUGAGGGAGUUUAUGGGGAGGAGUGGGUGUGAUGUUUGAUGGGGACAUUUGCUAUAUAUAUAGCGGACAUGUGUUUGUAGGGACCAUUUCGGACAAGGGCGAAUGAAGCAACUUUAUUUAACACUGUGGGGUUUCGGAUUGUCUAGAUAUAUAAGCCGUGAUGAUUUCGUUCGGGCUUCGCAUGAUUUGGCUUGUCCCGGCCCCUUCUCAUUUUACGUCCAACAAACGGAUCUUGAUUGGAAUUUCGCAAUACCUUCUCAUCCGCAAUUGGUUGAUGCUCUGUCGCCUGCGUUGGUCCAGACGGGAAAUGAAAGAUGCAAACCGGGUUUCCGGGAAACCUGACGGGCAGCCAGAACGCUGUCGUAUUCCUUUUGCAUAUCAUGAUCAGCGGGCGAGGCUCUUUUCCAAACACUUCAUGUUCUUCCCAGCGAC